GUAUCUACCCAGCCAAGAAUCGAGUAUUUUUCGGUCGGGGGUAGACCACCACUUGUGUAGAAUUCUGCCUCGCGAAAUUCUGCGGGGGAGGUUGACAGUCGUUCGAAUAGAAUUGUCUGCCCUCGAGACUCUCCGGUCUGGGUAUGAAGGGCUCCGCACCGCUAGACGUUCGACCCCUGCCACGUGGAGCGACGACCCGAGACGAACUCAGAGCUCUGAUUUCCAAGCAUGGCUCCCUCUCUGAGAGCGAGGUCAUUGCUCACAUCAAUCGAUUCGUCGCUUCUCCGUGGAAUCACAAAGACUUUAUCAAUUUCUUCAAAAAAUCCGGCCAAACGGUUUUUGAAGUGCGAAAUGACCGCCUCUUCUUGGCGAUUAGCAAUUCCACUGACGACAGCUCCGGAGACGAGCGUUUUAUGAGAAGAAAAUCCGCGACCAAAAAAGCGAUCCCUCGCCCCUGCUCUUCCCGAGUUAAUGACUCCGGAUCCGAGGUUGAAAAUCUCGCAUCUGGCUUCAAUGGGAAGUUGACCACUGAAGCGAGCAACGAUCGGGAUCUUCCUGAUGGAGAAGUUUCGGAGCGCUCUUCGGCUCGACCCGUCACGGACAACCCUUCACCGCCGAUGUCUUCUGGAACCCAGAAAGUAGAAGCACCUCGUCCUCUCAGGGAAGUCUUCCAAUGGUCAUCUGAUGAAGAGCACGGGGUCGUCGGCGUCCCUCGACCAUUGGUCGGCAGCGGAGCAUCGGCUCAAGCCCCUUUGCGGCCGUUGGAACCGCCGCCAGGAUUCGCAGCACGGGCUUCUAUGCAGGCGGGGAAACCAUUCGAGUCGGACGAGGAGGAUCAGCAGGCUCCCCGAUUGGCGACCAAAGAAGCUGUCUUCAAGCUGGUUCACAACAGAAAGCGCUACGUUCGAUCUUCUGACGUGGAGAAGCUUGUGACCAUGGACCCGGAUCCGGCUAACAGACAAAUACCGAAGUUGAGUCUGUCGAGUGACGACGAAGAUUAUUCGGACGAGAAGUCUGAGCCCGACGAGCCUAUUCGGAACUCCCGGCCGGACCCUCCUCCACAGCUCCGUGCUGCCGAGACAAAGCCUCCCGGUCCUUCACGGGAUCCUCAGGAAGUACCAAGACAACGUCGCAAUGCUAAGCCCGUGGCAAAGCCAAAGAUUUUCGUGAAUACGGGAGAAGAACGGGGCAAGAGCUUCUGGGACACCUUCUUCACCGAAAAAGAAGAAAUGGAAUACAGAGAGAGCCGAGAGAGGGACUUUGGAAAAAUCACUAGAGACAUAAUGAAUCAUGGGAGAGUUAAAAGAGAUGCCGCCGAGAUAUACAUGAAAUAUUUCAUUUCUAUCCAAAAUUGGAAUAUCGAUUGCUUGUCGAACAGCCAAGUUGUGGCUGCCGUUUUGUCACUGAUCGCAGCGGAUGAGGAUGGCGAAAUGCUUCAGCAACUCCGUGAAGUCGAAUACGACCGGCAGGCUGUUUAAGGAGGUCUUGACGCUAUAAUGUUUCGAAGGUUGCUCAACGACGCUCUACGAAUGUCUCGGAUAUGCACAGUAACGUUCACAUGAGUCAUGUGUUGAGUUUGUUGUAGGAAUCAUGUAUAUAUACUCUACUGAUGGAAUUAAACGAAUGGAUA
Galendromus occidentalis (western predatory mite) is the source of this 1630-nucleotide messenger RNA. RefSeq names its product nucleolar protein dao-5. NCBI's taxonomy places the organism in Eukaryota, Metazoa, Arthropoda, Arachnida, Mesostigmata, Phytoseiidae. The record is from RefSeq and is a predicted model, not a curated record. Bases 144 to 1478 code for a protein of 444 amino acids. The transcript has 13 exons.